Colletotrichum phormii is the source of this 631-nucleotide messenger RNA. RefSeq lists its product as uncharacterized. Lineage: Eukaryota; Fungi; Ascomycota; Sordariomycetes; Glomerellales; Glomerellaceae. The transcript has 2 exons. Bases 85 to 300 code for a protein of 71 amino acids. The record is from RefSeq and is a predicted model, not a curated record.
UUACCGGCUGCAGAAGGUGAGAGGGCUAGCCGGCUCCUGUGCCUUGGUUGGCGAUUGAGUGUUUGGUGCGUCGCCCGUUUCAUUAUGUCAGCCACCAGAGAACCGAAUUACCAAGAUUGGCCAGGUCUUUUUGGCCCGCAUCCCCAGUCGCACCCCGGAAGUCAAUUCAUUAGAUCUCCGGCGCGGAAUCUCACUCCCGCCCCGGAUUCUCAACCUCCACCGAAUGUCACAGAGUGGGUCGUGACCUCUGUCACCCGCCGACCUCCGCGCCAAACGACGACCAUGAUUCUCCCGUCGUGACUCGGACCGGCUAUGGUUCCUCUCCCAGCGGUUGACUGCCUCAAAACCUCACCUGACAAUCUCACGUUCCUCUCGGGAAACAAUAUCGCGGAACAGCUUGGGUGACGACGUUGCACAGGUAGCCAAGAGCGGGGCAGUAAAAAGGCUGUUAAGGUGGUUGAGUCGAAGUUUGGCUUCCACAAAUCUGUUGGGACUUGGCCGAUUUUUGCAAGCCUGACCUGAUGGCUUCACUUCCCUUAGGUAAUAUACAUGUGCUGUUGCUUUUCGUGGCGGGAUAUCAUUGUUUUCAGCCGCAAUUACUGCUUAUUAGAAGCAAUGUCACAGUACGAUG